CCGGGGCUGCUGCUGGACCGGAGCGACUCGGCACCAGCACCCAGCCACCGGCUGCUCCUCCGCGCUGAGGGAAGACUCGGUGCAGCCAGGAGCGGACCCCCCCUCCCCCGGUCAGUCUCCCCCUCCCCUCACACCGCCGACGACAUGGCCUCGGACGGCAUGGACGAGCGGUCCCCGCUGCUGUCGGGCCCCAACUCGGAGAACGUGACCCCCACGGCCCCGCCGUACCUGCAGGAUUCAAGCCCCCGAGCCGAACUACCUCCUCCCUACACAGCCAUCGCCAGCCCCGACGCCGGCGGCGUGCCCGUCAUCAACUGCCGCGUGUGCCAGUCGCUCAUCAACCUGGACGGCAAGCUGCACCAGCACGUGGUCAAGUGCACGGUCUGCAACGAAGCCACGCCCAUCAAGAACCCCCCGACUGGGAAGAAGUACGUGAGGUGUCCCUGUAACUGCCUGCUUAUCUGUAAAGACACAUCCAGGAGGAUAGGAUGUCCUCGACCAAACUGCAGACGGAUCAUCAACCUGAGCCCAGUGAUGGUGAUCCCCGAGGAGCAGCCCGCCCAGCCGGCGCUGCCCAUCCAGCCCGAGGGGAUGAGGGUCGUCUGCGGCCACUGUGGCAACACCUUCCUGUGGAUGGAGCUUCGGUUUAACACACUAGCCAAGUGUCCUCACUGCAAAAAAAUAUCCUCCGUUGGCAGCGCUCUCCCCAGGAGGCGCUGUUGUGCUUACAUAACUAUAGGAAUGAUCUGCAUUUUCAUCGGAGUUGGUUUAACAGUCGGCACUCGGGACUUUGCCAGCCGCUACAACGCCACCUAUGUGUCCUGGGCCUUCGCAUACCUGCUGGGCCUCAUCUGCCUGAUACGAGCCUGCUACUGGGGCGCCAUCAAAGUCAGCUACCCAGAGAACAGCUUCGCCUAGAGCUGUGAUCCCGCAAACCCCACCUUCAGGCUUUUUUUCUUUCUUUUUUUCAUCUUGUUCAGAUUAAAACCCGGUCAUGUUCUGCCGAGGAGGGGUUUGAUGUAGAGGGGGAGGUUGUAGGAAGUGUAUGCUGGACAUUUAUUAUGUUUUCUUGUCUGGAACGCCUUUGACUCGCUCCAACAACCUACUGCCUGACAGCCGGUCCCGAGCCGGUCCUCUAACUCUGCAAAGGUUUUGCCAAAACCCUCGAAAACACAGAUUAAAGAUUUUUUUUUUUUCUCCCUUAAUGCCAAGAUUAGUUGUGCUGAUUUACAGACGAUAGCUCGGCAGACUGAUUGGAUUUAGUAUUUCUGGAUCAGGUUUGUGUUUCUCAGCUGGACGUGACGUGACAUCCUCUGGGUUUCUGGCCAGACCGAACCGGGACGAGCUCCUCAGAACCGUUUCCCCGUUGCACUACGACUAUAUGCAAGUGUGUUGUUUUCGCUGCUAGUUGAACUCCAGCUACCGGGAGCCGCGUACUCAUACUGUAUUGUAACCAUUUACCCUGCCUGUGUACACUGACAUAGUAUUGAUACAUUAUUUUUUUUUUUUAGCUCUAGAAAUGAUCAAUCUUUCAAAAGGAAUUGUCCUUAAAUACCCAUGUGUGCCAAUUUUGCUGCCCAGUGUUAGUCAGGAAGAGCAUCAGAUCAACAGGAGCCUGUUUUGUUUUUUUUCCUCUGUCUAACUUGUUAUUCUUUUGUGCCAUGCAGCUUUUAACUCACUGCAGCAAUAACACUUUGGAGAGAUUUUCAACCCAUAAUUCAUCUGUUUGCUUCCCCCCAAAAAAAUGACAGUGACUCCCGCUUGCACGUUUCCGUUAAAGCAGUGGUGUUUAUUUGAGCUUUAGUCCCAGAGGGACAGCUGAACGUCUCUGCCCCUCCUGCCCGUCAGUUGGAAUGUAAAACCCUCCUCCCGCCGCUUGGUGUCGCUGCUCUCCGACCUCUCGUGAACUCUGCUCUAGCUAGCAUCGCUGUGCGCUGACUCAGCAUCCCGUCUCUCGACCAGUGGGCACAGUUCAACUUUUAACCUUGUUUUGAAUGUGAUGAUGACGAUAAUAAUAAAUAAAUAAUGAUGAAUAACAAAGCAGAAAAUAAUAUGAACAAAAGAAGUUUGUAUAUAGCUCAAAUUCAGUUCUUGGAAAAAAAAAUACAGAAGUAGUGUGUGAACUGGAAGGAAAAGAUGGCUGGUGGGUCUUUUUAAAAAUGAUAAUUUAUCAAUAAAAUGCAAAAAACUGGA
Molecule: messenger RNA, 2193 nt
Organism: Salarias fasciatus (jewelled blenny)
Lineage: Eukaryota; Metazoa; Chordata; Actinopteri; Blenniiformes; Blenniidae
Gene: pip4p2
Product: phosphatidylinositol-4,5-bisphosphate 4-phosphatase 2
Exons: 7
Coding region: 145-918 (257 amino acids)
Biological process (GO): phosphatidylinositol dephosphorylation
Cellular component (GO): late endosome membrane; plasma membrane; phagocytic vesicle membrane
Molecular function (GO): phosphatidylinositol-4,5-bisphosphate 4-phosphatase activity
Source: RefSeq, a predicted model, not a curated record